AUGAAGUUUGGCUGUCUGUCCUUUGGAAAGCCUUAUGUGGGUAUUGUCUUAAAUGGUGUCAAGACCCUGGAAACGUGGUGGUGGCCCGUGCUAUGUGGCCACUGCCACUGUGCCCUGGCCAUCCACAUCGCACACUGGGACUCUGAAGACUCGGCCUGGUGGGAGAUGCUGGAGCAGAGGCUUGGGAUGAGCCCCGCCCAGACCCAGGCCUUGCUGCAGGACAGGGACAAGUUCAGCUGUGGAGUGAUCGUGGGUCUCGUGGUCAUUGGGGGCACUUUGCUGUGUCCCAAAAACCUAGAUCCUGACCAGGUGGAGGAGCUGGAGAAUCAAGGCCUGCUACCCGACCUGCAAGAGAAUGCACAGAGGUGAAGGUCGCAUCCUCCACGAUCCUCCAGAGCUUCCUGGGGAAGGACAGCCCAAAGCU
This is a messenger RNA of Cervus elaphus (red deer), 424 nucleotides long. RefSeq names its product EOLA-like protein. The record is from RefSeq and is a predicted model, not a curated record. Bases 1 to 369 code for a protein of 122 amino acids. The transcript has 3 exons. NCBI's taxonomy places the organism in Eukaryota, Metazoa, Chordata, Mammalia, Artiodactyla, Cervidae.